Messenger RNA from Cyphellophora attinorum, 2187 nucleotides. RefSeq lists its product as uncharacterized. Gene Ontology annotation, cellular component: cytoplasm. NCBI's taxonomy places the organism in Eukaryota, Fungi, Ascomycota, Eurotiomycetes, Chaetothyriales, Cyphellophoraceae. The coding region runs from base 1 to 2187 and encodes 728 amino acids. Gene Ontology annotation, biological process: cellular response to oxidative stress. The record is from RefSeq and is a predicted model, not a curated record. The transcript has a single exon.
AUGGCCACCGCUCUCUUAGCUCAAAGCGAUGAGAGCCCCAUCACCGCCGCACUACCGCCAAACACAGACUACAUCACUUACCUGACAAUCCUGGAAUAUCAAUUGAAUCCCUCAAAUCUUGCCCUCCUCAACAAUGUCCUUAAGAAGGACGAUGGCACUCUAGCCAAAGAGAUCGGUUGGGAUCUUCUUCGCUUAGUCCUGCCGAUGCUGAACGAAGCGCCUAGCGAAGCAAGAGAGUGCCUGGAACUGAUAGCAAAGCAAGGCAAUCCGCGUGAAGUCGUCGUUCGUAUCGCAGAGGAGCUUGAGAAGUUGGGCCAAUCCUUAGACGACGUGGAGUCUGAUGACAGCGUUUCAGAAGAAGAGGGUGAUGAUGGACUGCCAACAUUCGCCGGCGAGGCUCCACGGGUGCAUCUGGGUCAGAUGAAGCUCGACGGCAUGCCAGAAGCAGAGAAGAUGCCAUCUCCGCAGCCUGAUGCGAUGCCUGAGAGAUUCCAGCGUCAUGGCAGUGAUGAUGUCCUCGUCUUCCACGCACUGCUAUCAAUGCUCAGCGUUGUGCAUCCUCGGAUCAAGACACAGUAUCCCAGCAGGUUUCUUGCAACUUCAUUGCCCGCUGCACUAUCCGCAUACCGGCGCAUGCCAAUCACCACAGGGACUACAGAAAUUGUGCUUCGAUGCUUGAACAGUCUUGCAGGCAGACAGCGCCCACCGGUUCCCCUACGACCAUCCGCGACUGAGCAGUCACAGACUCAGCAUGGCCAGGCGCCGUUGCCAGACCCCGAGGCGCCUCAAGAGGCGCAAGCGGGGACGAAUGUCGCUUCUCAGUCCGAGAAGGAUAUCAUAAAACGGCUGUUACAGGCAGUCAUGCUUGAAGCGCUGGACGAAUACGUGGCAUCCCUUCAAGGCGACGGCCUGGCUUCCAUGUUGUGGACGAGACGUCUGCGCGAAUCAGCCCAACGAAAGACAAUUCUCACGGCUCCUGGCAAACCCACCGCCAUAGACAUCUUCACUAUUCCGCCUUUCAACAAUCGCGAUGUGCUCAUGCGAAAAUUUGUCUCGCUUUCGGACGUCCUCGAGAUCAAUGCGGAAGCCCAAAUCGAACGCAUACUCAAUCCGCCCUCGAUCAGCGCACAAGACAACGACGCACUCGAAACCGAAAGCGAGGAGCCUUCAGAGUACCCGACAUCACCUUCACAAAUCCCCUUUCCGACCACUGGCGUCGUCCUCAUGCUAGCUGCUAGUCAAUUUGCAAGAGACGCUAAGACUGACUCAGCAAUUGACUUGCGAGCGAUUGCUCAGCUCUUCAAUGUUACCACGCCCUUCUCCGACUCCCCUAAGAUCCCGAGUCCAGGCAUACACGAUGCUCUCCACAGCCUGAUACUUCGCUCCAUCACUUCCCAGCCCUCCGGCAUUUCGAGUCUUGGAAGCAAUCCCUACAUCCGCAUCUUGUCCAUACUCACGCAGGCAUUCACUAUAACGCCCGACAUCCAGUCUCGCGACGAUGCACACUAUCUAGCCACGAAACUGUUGCAAAUACAGCCUGACUCUGCGCUGCGGCUCACGGCCAUCAAGCAGACACUCAAAUGCGAAGCUGUCACCCAAUUGAGGCCCACUGGAGGGCUUCAGACUGUUCCCCUGGCUACACCGUUCACAGAGGGCGCGCUCAAAGCUGUGGGCAUCAACUGGCUCAAGGAUGAUCUACUGGCUUCGUUACAAGGCGCCGCUGCAACUGCUGACAAGGUAGAGUCUUCGCGACAGCCCUUAGAAGCUAAAAUUCUGCAGGAAGACGACACUCUCAAAGCGCUUCUUUUCGGCUCCAACAUCCCAUCACCUCCCGCGGAUGACGCAAAGGACGACUCCGCCGUCUCGAAGAUACUUCUUGCUCUGCCAUACUACAUCGCGCUCCUCAACUUCUGCACGGUCCUUAUUUCCCGACUCCCGCCAUCAACUGGAGCCGAUCUCAAGCCUGAUGCAAUAGCACUGGUGGAGAAGCUGAAGCCGUGGUGGGUGUACUUUAUUGAUAUACUAGAUCGCGGCAAGAAGGCGAGUGAUGAGGCGGAAAUAGAGGCUGAAGAUAUCAUGACGAGCGCGAGCGACAUAUAUGCGUUUGAGGAUGCUGGGCUACGGCUGGAGGGCGUGCUUGUUCCGGCUGCGAUAGAGGCUGCCCUUGCUGCGGCCAGUGACUCUUAG